UCAGUUGGAAGAAUUCAUAAACAAAUGGAUGCUCGUGUUGGAGGAACAGGAGAAGCUUUUUACUAACCAAGCUACCCAGGUGAACGCUUGGGAUAAACUUUUGUUGGGCAAUGGCGAAAAAAUAGUUGCCCUCAAUGAGGCUGUCGAGAAGGUGAAGGCCGAGUAAGAUGCAAUGGAGCAGGAGCUAGAAUUCGUCACUGCUCAGCAUACCGAUUUGGAGGAGUGUAUUAUACCGCUCGAGGAGGAACUUUCCAAAAUCGUUCAGGUUGAUAUCGAACGAGGCCAAACUUAUUCAAUGGCGGAAACAUUAGACUCGCAGCUCAAACAAAUGUCCGAGGAUCUCAAGGAAGUGAUUGAACAUUUAAACGAGUCGAACAAAUACUCCGAUCCGAGCGAUCCUUUGGUGCAGAUUGGAAAGAUACUAAAUGCUCACAUGAAUUCUCUACAAUGGAUUGAAUCAUCCACCUCCAGCAUAACCACCCGUUUGGAGGAAAUUGGUAAAAUGCAUGAUACACUGAGGAAGGAUAACGAGCGAUCAUUUCGGUUGAAUUAUGACAAUUAA
Toxorhynchites rutilus septentrionalis is the source of this 562-nucleotide messenger RNA. RefSeq names its product nuclear pore glycoprotein p62-like. Gene Ontology annotation, biological process: protein import into nucleus; RNA export from nucleus. The record is from RefSeq and is a predicted model, not a curated record. The transcript has a single exon. Gene Ontology annotation, cellular component: nuclear pore central transport channel; nuclear pore. NCBI's taxonomy places the organism in Eukaryota, Metazoa, Arthropoda, Insecta, Diptera, Culicidae. The coding region runs from base 173 to 562 and encodes 129 amino acids. Gene Ontology annotation, molecular function: structural constituent of nuclear pore; phospholipid binding.